AGACUCCGGAAAGUCACACAUGUCGUCGACACAGCUCCAGCCGGUGUUCGGUCAGAAGGAGCCGUGUUCGCGCUGAGGAUACUUUCACUGUCACCGGUGGGUUAACUCGUUCCACGCAGCGGACACCGGGCAUGCUGGUGUGAGCUGCUCCGGCUCCACAGCGCAGGAGACACUCGUGGAACGAGACGACGCAGCUCCAGCUCAACAGGAUUUUCACCUCGGUCAAACCUACCUGCUGUCCCCUUCCCACCAUGGAUCGAUUCUGCAGACUUCAGAGGAGGCGUUGCCAAAGACUGGACAGUAAGACAUGAAGACCUGCAGAUUAAAAACUGUGAUGGACUGACCCACAGCCUCCUGCAGGUGAAGCUUCAACUUUCAAAUUCCCUGGCUCCUGCUCUUCGAUGUCAUUAUGUCACAAUCAGAAUGCAAAUAUGGGAGCGACCCCCACACGGAGCAGAGUUGGAUGCUCCUCAGCUCGCCCACGCAUCAGAAAUAUGGGAGAACGCCCGUCAGGACUUUUUUGGACUUCAGGCACACAAACCAGCCUGAAAAUCCGGACAUCAAGUGGACUCCCCUGUUGUCGCGGAGCGUCUCCAAAGUCCGACUGCUCAGUUUCCUCCUGGGCCUGGCACUGACUUUUCUCGUCAUGGCCUCCUAUAUCCUGCCCUGGGAAAAGACGGGACUUCUGUUCACCCCCUCACCCUUUCAGCUCGGACCUGUGCUCGUCCCGACCGGCACAUCAGAAAAAGAUUGGUCUGAAAAUACAUUAAUAGACAUGAAAUUGCUGGUGAAGAUCAUCAGCUUCAAAUUGGAAUACUCACCAAGGAAGGUGCCUGACGAAAAGGACGUCAUUGAAACCGAGGCCUCUUUGUUCUCUGUAAUUCCUCGCCAUUUCCUGCCGAGCAUCAAGAGCCCGUGCUGGUACGAGGAGUUCUCAGGCGACCUCGGCACUGAUCCCUACAGGAGGAACCUCUUCACACUGCGCUCGAAGGGCUUCAAGACUGUGUGCGAGCAACUGAAGAUCGACUUCCACCGACACUUGUACCACCGGGACGGCGAAGUGUUUCGUCUGCGCUGCUUGCCGUACUUCUACAUCAUCGGCCAACCCAAGUGUGGCACGACCGACUUGUUUCAGAGACUGCGGCUGCAUCCGGAGGUCAGGUUCAACACCAUUAAGGAGCCACACUGGUGGACCAGGAAACGCUUCGGUUAUAUCCAUUCCAAAGAUGGCUUCUUGGAAAGUUUUCCUGUGCAGGACUACCUGGAUCUGUUUGACUUGGCAGCUGUUAACAUCCAAGCAGGAAUCAAUGGAAAUCUAUCUGGAGACCGCAGCGCGCUCCAGCUCAUAACAGGUGAAGCCAGUGCAUCAACUAUGUGGGACAACCAAGCCUGGAGCAACCUCCACGAAGGCGGGGAGAAUGCCGAGCCUCCGUUCCUGGCCCAGGACUUCAUCCACGCCUUCCAGCCCGCUGCAAAAAUCAUUGUCAUGCUCAGAGAUCCAGUGGAGAGGCUUUAUUCUGACUACCUGUACUUUACGGUGGGCAACAAGUCGGCAGACGACUUCCAUCUGAAGGUCGUGGAGUCCGUGCAGUUGUUUCACUCUUGCCUGUCUGAGAGGACAAUGCGUUACUGCGCCUACGACACCAGCCUCUCUAACGCCAUGCCGGUGAGACUGAAUUUGGGGAUGUACGUCGUCUUCUUACUGGACUGGCUGACAGUUUUCCAUCGGGAGCAGAUUCUGGUUCUUCGACUGGAACACUACGCAGCCACUAUCAAAGUGACAAUCAGGAACGUUUUUGACUUCCUGAAUGUAGAUCCUCUGUCUGAGCAGGUGGAGGCAGUAGUGACCAAACAGACCAUGUCCAACACUCGGCGGGCAGCGGACAGGAACCUGGGUCCGAUGCUUCCUGCCACCAGGAUCCUCCUCAGGGAAUUUCACCAGCCCUUCAACCAUAAACUCGCCAGUGUGCUGGACAACAAGGCCUUUCUCUGGAGUAACACCUGAAGGGGUGGACGUGGAAUAACUCCUGAUGGACGUGUAUGAGAAUCAUAUACGUCAUACACAGGACGGAGGUGUGCUUGUGCAGCCUGGUGUGUGAGCAUGAGUCAGUGAGAGCAAAUACAGGCAGCGUCACUUUGAACACAAGAACGAUGACGAGCACAGCAGACAAUAUUUACCAGAAUAAACAAACUCACAGACACCUGCUGUUGAGUCAAAAAGAGUCAAUGCUGUUCUCUCUGAGAUUUAACACCGCGCCUGCAGAUGGACCCACACCACAUCACGCACAUGAGAUGCACAAAAGUCAUGCAUUGUCACGCAUUAUAGGCGUGGUGGUGGCACUUGAAGCUCUUCAGGUCAUCUUAACUCAUGCUGUCAUUGGCACUUAAACACGUGUGUCAUGUAAAGCAGAUGAGACAACCUUUUACUCUUUAUGAUGAGGAAUAAGAAAGAGAAGAAUUACAUGAGUUGGAGAACUGUUUUUAAAUAGGGAUGUUUUGGUGCGCAGGGACCUUUAGCGCCUCCUAGAGGGGUCCGCAGCUGGAAGAGGUGGUGAGAGGGGUCAGAGUUUGUUUCUUUGUGAUCGUGCAUCUUGAGUGAUUCCACUGAUGACAGGUGGGUGUCAGUAAUCUUGGAUGAUUUAUUGAAUAUGUUCUGCUGCUAUUUGUGGGUUUUAUAGAAGAUCCUGGUGAGUAUUGAUGUCCCAUUCAAGCGUAUUGCUAGUAUUGGUGCUGAGGAAUGGACAAGCCUGUGAUCAUGGUUUCUCCAGUGAUGUGUAUUGGGGGUUGUGGGCAAUAAAUCUAUAAUUACGUCUUUCGUUUUACUUGUGUUGAGGAGGAGAUUGUCGUCAAAGCCCCAAACCACUUGCUAAGGCUACUUCCUGAGGGUAUUGACCUUGGUUGCUAUUUGCAUACGGAACGUCGAGUGGUUUGUGUAGAGGCACAAGAGUCAGGGUGAGAGUACACAAGUGUGGGUGACGCCUGUGUUGUGUGUCAGAGACUCUAUUAGCAUGUGUAGGGAUCAUCGUUCAUGUCCAUCUGUUUAUUGAAGGGAUUAACACAUGGGCGUAGGCGUCAGGUGUCGUAGUGCGUGAUCAACCAGUGCAAGAAGCUAUAGCAGCAGCGGAGGAAGCACACUGUGUAGGGAAGUGUGUGAGUCUUUGUCUGUGAUAUUUAUUUGCUUUUGAAAGAAUGAUGAUAAUAAUAUAAUUAGGUGGAUUUGUGUUUUAAUUUGAUGUUUUUAAUUGUACUUAGUCUUAUCCAUCACCAGAUGGUGGAUGCUAAUUACAUUUUUUUUAUUCCUUCUCUCUCGUUUCCACACACAUUCUUUCAUUCACACUUGUAUCAGACUUAGUGCUGUGCCACCAUAGUUACUUCUCAUGAAGUUCAUAUUGGGACUACUCAGAUCAGUUCCAUCAUCCAAAUCAUUACGUUUUUCAACAACCUAUGUAAAGAAUUUAAAUUUUUAAGUAUUAGUUACCUCAAGACUUCAAUCAAUCUCCAAAACGCUAUCCUGAGGAGCAAAUAGGAAACUUAGUAAUAUCCACACAUUCCGACCUCUUAAAACAUUAUAUUUAACCACCAAACUUCUCCUAGCCUUUAUUUGUAACAGAAUUCUUAAGGUCUUGCCGUUUUUUAAUUUGUGCCCGAUUCAACGGUUUGUCUGGCUACUGAAGCUCCUCACUCAUCAUUGCAGGCCGCCUCUUCCUCAAGUAUCACGCCCUAAUUCCAAAUUAGGUUGCACGGAUGCAAACUAUUGCUUGAGUCGUCUGUCUUUCCUCCAGUCUGAUUUAGUUUUAAGGGUUCAUUCGCGUUUUAGCUUGUUUCUGUUACGCCAAGACAGGGUCCCAAACCUCUCAUAUAUUUAGACUUAUUUUCUGUUACAACUUUUACAACCUUUGUUCCUUCCCUUGAUUUCACAUUGCUUUGCUGUACACUUUCAUUGCUUCCCAAAAACACAGGACUUAUUAUUUUACCUCCUUUCUCCUCUCCGCACACUCACAAUCUAUAUCAGGGGUGUCAAACUCAUUUUCACCAAGGGCCACAUCAGCAUAAUGGUUCGCCUCGAAGGGCCACAUUAACAGUAUGAAAACAAAAUGCAAUGGAAUUUAAAAUAAAUGAAACUACAACUUAUUAUAUUGUUAGAUAACUGUUUCUGUAUUUAUUAUGUAUUCAAGUCAAAGGGGGGUAGGACUAUGGCACAACCAACAUAUGAAAGAAGCAGCAUUUUUCAAAACAAAAUGCUGCCUGUCCUUGAACAUACAAGUAGAUCCCUCCUCAUCCUGAGACGCCAUCUCACACAUCCUCAUUCAUCUUGAUCAUCAUGUUCUGGAAAUAAAAGACACAAAAAGAAAAUGCAAGCACAAUCAUUCAUUUGUACACAUAUUCUACUGUUCUUAGUAAAUACAACGCAUUUAUUAAAUAAAAGGAAAAGGAAAAAAAGGAUUUUUGAAAAUGCUUACCUAUUUUUUCUGGCCGGAUGUCUGGCACCGUUUUCCGUUGGUCAGGGUGUCAAUGUCUGGUUUUAGGUCUUGUGCUGAGGCAAUCCGCAAAACAGCGUGCAGGUUGUCAUCGGUGAUGCGUGAUCUGUGCUUGGUCUUGUUUACAUUCAUUAUUGAAAACAUCUGUUCGCACAGAUAGGUGCUCCCAAACAUGGACAGAACACGAGCAGCAUGAAGUCGGAGCUGUGGCAUCAAACCAGGGGGCAGGAGACGGUAAAAGUCCUCGAUUGCAGAAUCCUGGAACUUUGCUCUCAGGCCACUGUCACUUUGAAGCUCAAUUAACUCCAUCUGAAGGUGAUGGGGUGCACUACAGACGUCGGUGGUGAAAGGAUUUGUAAAAAUGUCAAAACCAGAUUGCUGCGCUUUAAAGUCAGAGAAGCGCAGAUCAAACUCACACAUUAACCGGUUCAGUUUGGUAGCCAACCGAGAACAUGAAAAAGCACCGGGAAUGGAGGCUGAGAUGCUUUGACAAACAGGAAAGUGGGCGAGAUUGUCCUGUUCCACCUGACACUUCCAUAGAUCGAGUUUUCGCUGGAAAGCUGUGAUCAUGUCGGACAUCUGUGUGAUGACUUGUUUACGUCCCUGGAGUUUCUCAUUCAGAUGAGCGAGAUGCACGGUUAUGUCGCACAACAUAGCAAAGUCACACAGCCAGUUUGGAUCUGAUAGUUCAGGCAACGGUUUUCCUUUGCUCUGCAUGAAAAAACCAAUUUCUUCCCUCAGCUCAAAAAAUCGUUUGAGGACUUUGCUCCUGCUCAGCCACCUUACUUCUGUGUGGUACGGCACAUCUCCGUGCUCCGAGCCCAUCUCCUGCAAGAGCAGCUGGAACUGCCGGUGAUUCAGGCCGCGCGCUCGAAUAAAGUUCACUGUUUUCAUGACCGUGGUCAUUAUAUUAUCCAGCUCCAGAACCUUUCCACACAGAGCUUCUUGAUGGAUAAUGCAGUGAUAGGUUAUCAGGGGCGUGUGACAGUUACUUUCUUGCAAUUUCUCCUUCACUCGUCCAACCAAGCCUGAUUUUCCUCCACGCAUCGCAGGUGCUCCAUCUGUAGUUAGUCCCACCAACUUUUCCCACGGCAAUUUAUGCUUACUUACGGACUUCUCCACUGCCUCAAAAAUGUCCCGACCCGUUGUGGUCCCAUGCAUGGCGGCUACAUCCAACAGCUCUUCGAGGACAGAGAGGUCCGGCUUCACUCCUCUAAUAAAAAUGGAUAACUGCGCUGUAUCCACGUUGUCUGUGCUUUCAUCCACAGCUAAUGAAAAAGCUAGACAGCUCCGUGUCUCUUCAGCCAGCUGUGUUGAGAGAUUUCCUGCCAGUUCCUUAACUCGGUCCACGAUGGUGUUUCUUGACAAACUGACAUUUUUAAAAGUCUGUAUCUGGUCGGGGCACACCUGCUCACACACCUUCAGCAUGCACUGCUUCAAAAAUGCACCCUCUGAAAAAGACUUUGAAGCUCGGGCUAUUUCUUCGGCCACGAUAAAGCUGGCUUUCACUGCUGCAUCGUUUUUGCCCGUAGCUUUUCUGAACACAUCCUGCUGCGACUGCAGUCUGCCUUUUAAUUCUGCUGCUAUUCCUUGUUUUUCUUGGAGGCUGAAUCUAGCAUACUGAGCUCCGUGUUUGGUGUCAAAAUGCCGACGUAGAUCAUAUUCUUUUACGACCGACACCGCCUCAUAACAUACAAGACAUACCGGUUUUUCACCUUGAAGUACAAACAGGUAUUCGUUUUCCCAUCGUUCGUGAAACAGCCUUCCUUGUGCAUCAAUCUUUCUCUUCUUGGACAUGUUGGGGUUUUGUUAACUUUCUCCUUUCCACCGGUGUAUUGAACGCAUAGCGGGGUUACUGCAGGGCGACUGUUUCCUUGACGGGCGCGUCGAAAUGCAUUGUGGGAGAUGUAGUUUACGGUCAACGUGCGCUUUUAAGCAGCAUACAGUGAACUUAUUUUCAGACAAUAAUGCACCAGCUCUCGCGGGCCACAUAAAACAAGGUGGCGGGCCACAUUUGGCCCGCGGGCCUUGAGAUUGACACAUGUGAUCUAUAUCAAUGUCUAUAUAACUAAGCAGAAUUUGUUUUAACAGGUUUCUGCUUACCUUUUGGUUUGGCUCCCUGUGAGUAUGUGGAGAAUCGAUCAGAGCGGCCUCGACCUUUGGGUCUCUGGUCUUUCUGGUCAAAACUUGCUUCGGGGUCACCAAAUACGAGAAGAGCUGGUCUCGGUCUGGUUCAACAAGUAUUUAGAAGCAAUGACAAGGUAUGAAAAGGUACAGCAAAGCAAUGGGCACCCAACGCACAGCCCCGGCCCUCCAGCAGCAGAGGGCAAUCAAGAGUCAUCCCGAACGGGCGGUGGUUGUAAUACUUAUAACAGUAGGUAGAACUUGAUUUGUCAAUAAUGAGGGGGAGUCGCCCUGGUUUAGACUUGGUUAUUCCUUGAUGGUGCACGGACGUGGUCCCAGCCUCUUGGCACUGGAAUCAGGAAAUUAUGAGGAGCCGCUCCCAGUUCGCCCCUCCUCUGACAGUUGCUGGGCAUAUCUUCACAUCCUGACAGUUUGAUUUUGUGUUUCACAAACAAGCCUUGACUCGGCUGAGGCCUUCUGGGUCGGUGUUGUUGUUCAUUGGAGUAAGGAAUAUUGUUUUCCUCAUUUAUCGGCUGUAUGUUCUGUGUGUGUAUACAUGCCCAUUUUCCAGACAAAACAACGCCUUUCCUAUCUGCCCUCCAGAACCUGGGGCAGCUGCUGGAGUCCUUUCUAAGGCGUAGGUCACAGUUUCUUAUAAGCAAAGUGCAUUCAUGUAUGUGUGAUGAUGAAUAAAGCUAAGGGAAUAAAGCUUAUAAAGCUAAUAAAAGUAA
This is a messenger RNA of Pleuronectes platessa (European plaice), 7333 nucleotides long. RefSeq names its product carbohydrate sulfotransferase 15. Gene Ontology annotation, biological process: hexose biosynthetic process. Bases 410 to 2005 code for a protein of 531 amino acids. The record is from RefSeq and is a predicted model, not a curated record. Gene Ontology annotation, molecular function: N-acetylgalactosamine 4-sulfate 6-O-sulfotransferase activity. The transcript has 9 exons. Lineage: Eukaryota; Metazoa; Chordata; Actinopteri; Pleuronectiformes; Pleuronectidae.